This is a messenger RNA of Eurytemora carolleeae, 3299 nucleotides long. RefSeq lists its product as uncharacterized. The transcript has 18 exons. The record is from RefSeq and is a predicted model, not a curated record. NCBI's taxonomy places the organism in Eukaryota, Metazoa, Arthropoda, Copepoda, Calanoida, Temoridae. The coding region runs from base 620 to 2068 and encodes 482 amino acids.
AAGUUCUACCGAUAAGAAAUGAAAGGGAUAAUGUAAAAGUUCUACCGAUAAGAAAUGAAAGGGAUAAUGUAAAAGUUCUACCGAUAAGAAAUGAAAGGGAUAAUGUAAAAGUUCUACCGAUAAGAAAUGAAAGGGGGAUACAAAUUAUACAUUAAAAAUGUCACAUUGUAAUAUCUUUACAAUCUUAUUAUGUAAACCUAGAUUGUAUUAUUGUAAACUUAGAUUAUUUGGUCUAAAAGAAUUUAUAUUUUGAAAUAUCAAAGUUCCACGACAUUGGGUAGCAAAGAUACAGAGAUUAGAAAAGUAGAGUUUGUGACAAAAACUCAGUUUCUUUGUGAUUAGAAAACCUUCUUAUUCAAAAUUGUGGUCAAUUUGAUCGCAGGGUUUUAUAAAACCUCCGUCCUAGGUGGAUUCUACACUUAUUUUUAAAUUAAUCGCAAUCCUAAGAUCUGAUUUUUUUAACACUGUGAUUUAGAGAAUUAAUAAAACUGUGAUCUACAUUCUUCAUGAUAUUUGUGAUAAAAAAUUAUAUUUUAUACUCAUUUUAUCAAAUAUUACAUAUUUUAAAAUUGACAGAUAAAAUGGUUCUGAGGUUAUAAAGAGGCUGGAAGAUAAGUUCAUGAUGCUCAGGAGGGGGAAAAGAGAAAACAUUUCCACUGUUAAAGGGAAAACCACGCCAGCGAAAAAAAUCCCCUACUGGUUAUGGGUAACCAUUGCUAAAUCCCUAGGGAUUAAACUACAUGAGAAGGAUAAGCCUGUAAUCUCAGCAGUACUACACAUACUUACUUUUGGAUCUGCACUGGGAUUGUUUGUAACAAAUGCCUGGUACAGUGGAUACAACAUUGUGUCUGUACGAACCAAAAGUGAUAUUUUGGAUGGUACUGUAUCAAUAAUAGUGAUGUCAUAUUUCUGCGGUCUGGGGGUUUACGCUCAUAGACUGGCUUACAGAUUAUUUGUCCAUCCGAAGUUUCUGGACAUGCUUCGGCUUCAUUCUAAAACCAUUAUGAAAAUAAACUCAGCGCUUGUGAUCUUUUUUAUUCUUGGAAGUUUUGUUAUUGUUCUGAACAUUUCUACCGUUAACUACUCAUAUCCAUAUAUAUAUAAUUCUACAGAGGUAGUGAGCAAUUUUUCUACACUCAAUCCUUGCCAGCUUGUUGAUGUCUAUGUUGGAGUUUGUCAGGUCUACUGGAGUUGUCAAGUUGUGUUCUCCAUUUUCUUUCUGGCUUGGAACCUUUUAGUAGCAGUAGUCCUUGUUUCUGUAGCUAGGACACAGACUAUCAGUAUUAGAAGGUUUUUGAAGGAAUUAGAGCAGGAUGCAGUUUUACUAGAUCGACAGCUUUUAUCAAAUUAUUCCAGAUCUGAAGGUCGGCAUGAAAAUGAAUUUGUUUGGCGAGACGAGGAUCUUGUAGAUUUUUUUACCGUGGCUAAAGCGGAAACAGAUUCUAAUUCCGUUAACAUAUCUCAGACUGAUAGUUUUGCUGACCUGCAGCUGCAGAUUGGAGAAGAGGAAAUCAGUUCUGCUCCGGGGGCUCCAGGAGUUCAAGCUGAUCCAAGGGAGGGACCUAGUGUUACUUCCACAUCUAGAUUUCGUCAUCUGUCGGAGAGUGACAAUGAGGAAACUGCCUCUGAACCCCACGUUAUGCCCUCACAGGAGAUAAUGCACAAGUACUGGAGGAUAAAUAUGAGUGUCAGGUUGGCAAGUGUUGCUCUUCAGCGGUGGAUGAGUUCAAUAGUUUUCAUGAUUACAGCUUGGAGUGCAAUAAGGAUGGUUUACUGGUUGUCCCACACUGCCACCCUGUACGGAGUUUUCAUGUUUAUUCUUCCUCUUCUUCUUCUUCCUCUCCUAGCUUCAAGCUAUGCUGAAGUUAAUUACGAGGGAGGGAAGAUCCUACAGAGUAUUCUGCCGACCGAGGGAAGGGUACCUUUAUUCCAGUAUUUAUAUGGUCAACCCAUACAGAUGUCAGUUUAUGGUCAUGCAGUUACUUAUGGAACUAUAGGAACUGUUGUUGCCGGGAUAGUUGCAGCAUUCGUAUCCAAGAUUUUCCUUCAAGAAAUCAACGAUCUUUGAAGGAUCGACAACAUCCAACUCUCUUUAAAGAAAAGGAUCGACAAAUGCCAAGGGAUUGGAUAAUUAAAAGUCAACGAUCUCUAAAACUAAUGAUGGACCAGUUUCAAUUGAUAAACAAGAGACAAUGAUCUUUAAAGCAAAUGAUAGACCAAAUCCAGUUGAUCAACUAAAAUCUACGAAAUUUUUAGAAAAAAAAAUAGAAAAAUCCCAAUUUUUUAACGAUCUUUAAUUCCAAUAGAUUAAUUAGGUAACCGAUUUGGGAAAAAAGGUUCGCUCCAAAUCCAUUUUUUAAUGGAUCUAACGCACUGUAUUAAAUGUAUGCAUUCCAUUUUUGUUAAUUUUCUCAGUAUAUCUAUAUAUCAACAAGUUUCUCCACGAUCUGCAAUCGUACAUUCCAAUCUGAAAACCUAAAAUACUUUUUAAAAAGUUAUGAAUUAGAUUUAUUUACAAAUUGUAAAGAAUUAUGUUAUCGAUGCCAAAUCUACGUCAAUCUCAAACAUUCCAUUUAAAAAUGCAUUUUAAUAUUUGAUAAAACUUCUUAUCUAAAAUAGAAAUAAAUUAUAAAUAUUGUAUGAUAAAGGUUUAGAGAUUUCAGUUUUUACUUUCGUAAAUACCUAGUUUUUUGUUGAAACCAACAGUUCAAGUUUAAUUAUAAUGUAUUUUACAUAUUUUAAAACAUAUUAUCAUACAACCCUUGUUUUUAAUAUCAUAAUUUAUUUGUUUCUAAAAUUAUACUAAUGAAGAACGAAAAUGUUUCAGUUUUUAUGUAGAAUAAAGAAUAACUUUAAGCCAAGUUGUAAUUGGUAGUUCUUUGGUAGUCAGAACUCUUGUGUUGUGAAUCAAACAUUGCUCUCUAUUUGUUUAAACACCUACAGAUUAAUUUAUUUCCUGUUCGAUAUCCCGUGGUGGCCACAUCCUGCAGGGAUAUCACAUGGUGGCUACAUCCUGCAUGGAUAUCCCGGGAUGGCCACAUCCUGCAGGAAUUUCCCGGAGUGGCCACAUCCUGCAGGGAUAUCCCGUGGUUGCCACAUCCUGCAGGGAUAUCCCGUGGUGGCCACAUCCUGCUGGGAUAUUCCGUGGUGGCCACAUCCUGCAGGGAUAUCCCGUGGUGGCCACAUCCUGCAGAUAUAUCCCGUGGUGGUCACAUCCUGCAGGGUUAACUUUAAUUGAUGGAGCAAGCGUUGAUCUUCAAAUUUAAAAGUGUCCCUAUCAGAUUUCGAGAUUAAGUGAA